AAAAAGCUCUUGUUACCGGAAAUAACUGCUCAUUUUCCACUCCUCCCUCCUAGGUCACACUUUUGAGAAAAAGAAUCUGCAUUCUGGGAACCAGAAGAAAAAUAUGAGACGGGAAGCAUCGUGUCAUGUGUGUGCUGCCUUUGGCUGAGCGUGUGGAGUCUUGCUCAGGUGGUGGGCACAGUGUGUUUGAUCGUGGUGGCUUAAGGGGAACCUGGUGUUCAGAGCUGUGACUGUGGCUGCACUCAGAGAAGCUGCCCUUGGCUGCUGGUAGCGCCGGGCCUUCUCUCCUCGUCAUCAUCCAGAGCAGCCAGUGUCCGGGAGGCAGAUGAUGCCCCGCUCCAGUCUGCAUCCAUCCAUCCCGUGUCCCAGGGGUCACGGGGCCCAGAAGGCAGCCUUGGUUCUGCUGACUGCCUGCCUGGGGACCCUUUGGGGGCUAGGAGCAUCACCAGAGCACACUCUCCGGUGCCUGGUGCUCCACCUAGCCUCCGUGCAGCUGGGACAGCUGUUAAAUGGGGUCUGCAGCCUGGCCGAGGAGCUGCGCCACAUCCACUCCAGGUACCGGGACAGCUACUGGAGGACUGUGCAGGCCUGCCUGGGCUGCCCGUUCCGCCGUGGGACCUUGUUGCUGCUGUCCAGCUAUUUCUACUAUUUCCUUUCAAAUGCGUUCAGCCUGCCCUUCACUUGGAUGCUUGCCCUCCUGGGCCUCUCGCAGGCACUGAACAUCCUCCUGGGCCUCAAGGGCCUGACCCCAGCUGAGAUCUCUGCAGUCUGUGAAAAAGGGAAUUUCAACGUGGCCCAUGGGCUGGCAUGGUCAUAUUACAUCGGAUAUCUGCAGCUGAUCCUGCCAGGACUCCAGGCCCGGAUUCAAACUUACAAUCAGCAUUACAACAACCUGCUACGGGGUGCAGUGAGCCAGCGGCUGUAUAUCCUCCUCCCGUUGGACUGUGGGGUGCCUGAUAACCUGAGUAUGGCUGAUCCCAACAUUCGCUUCCUGGAUAAACUGCCCCAGCAGACCGCUGACCGUGCUGGCAUCAAAGAUAGGGUUUACAGCAAUAGCAUCUAUGAGCUUCUGGAGAACGGGCAGCGGGCAGGCACCUGCGUCCUGGAGUACGCCACCCCCUUGCAGACUUUGUUUGCCAUGUCACAACAUGGUCAAGCUGGAUUUAGCCGGGAGGAUCGGCUUGAGCAGGCCAAACUCUUCUGCCGGACACUUGAGGACAUCCUGGCAGAUAACCCUGAGUCUCAGAACAACUGCCGCCUCAUUGUCUACCAGGAACCUGCAGAUGACAGCAGCUUCUCACUGUCCCAAGAGGUUCUCCGGCACCUGCGGCAGGAGGAAAAGGAAGAGGUUACUGUGGGCAGCUUGAAGACCUCAGCGGUGCCCAGUUCCUCCACAAUGUCCCAAGAGCCUGAGCUCCUCAUCAGUGGAAUGGAAAAGCCCCUCCCUCUCCGCACGGAUUUCUCCUGAGACCCAGGGUCACCCUGCCAGAGCCUCCAGUGGCCUCCAAGCCUCUGGACUGGGGGCUUUCUUCAGUGGCUGCAUGUCCAGCAGAGCUAUUUCCUUCCACAGGGGGCCUUGCAGGGAAGGGUCCAGGACUUGACAUCUUAAGAUGAGUCCUGUCCCCUUGGGCCAGUCGUUUCCCCUCUCUGAGCCUCGGUGUCUUCAACCUGUGAAGUGGGAUCAUAAUCACUGCCUUACCUACCUCACAGUGAGGACUGAGUGUGUGGAAGUUUUUUUGUUUUUGUUUUUGUUUUUUUUUUUUUUUUUUGAGACGGAGUCUCGCUCUGUCGCC
Molecule: messenger RNA, 1793 nt
Organism: Piliocolobus tephrosceles (Ugandan red Colobus)
Lineage: Eukaryota; Metazoa; Chordata; Mammalia; Primates; Cercopithecidae
Product: stimulator of interferon genes protein
Exons: 8
Coding region: 326-1468 (380 amino acids)
Biological process (GO): positive regulation of type I interferon production; positive regulation of macroautophagy; defense response to virus
Cellular component (GO): autophagosome; endoplasmic reticulum membrane
Molecular function (GO): 2',3'-cyclic GMP-AMP binding; cyclic-di-GMP binding
Source: RefSeq, a predicted model, not a curated record